UCCAAAUAUAGAAGAUUCGUGCGAUAGCAAUGCAAGAACACGCACCCGGGACUUCAGGCGUCGUCGUCGCUUCCCUGUCGUCCAAUUAGGGAUGGUGGAGAUUUUUGGGUCUUCCGAGCAUCGAUUUCCUCUCAAUGCUGUGGAGCAAUGGCGUCCUUCCCAUGGAGGAGAGGGAAGACCAACCUCCUCUAACCCCAAAAGUUGUCAACUUUUUCGACUUCCGGAGGUAGGACGCGAGAUUUUGGCUUGUGAAUGUGGUCGAUUUCGAUAAGAUCUUUGCUUCUGAUGAUUCCAGUGCGAAAAGCUUAAAUUUUGAGAUUGGGGAAGGAUCGAAGACGCUCGCGAAAUGGAGACGAAGAUGCCAGGGCUUAGGAAUAGGAGCGCUUCGGCUAGAUUGAGGGUUCCGAGCUCGAAGAACAUCCGGUCCUUGGACCGCUGCGCUACGUUCGUCGAUGAAGACACGACGGUGUUCGUGGAGAUGGCGCAGAACAAUAAAGAAGAAGGCAACCGGCUGUUCCAGAAGCGGGAGUAUGAGGACGCCCUUUUCAAAUACGAAAAAGCCAUCAAGCUGCUCCCGAAGAACCACAUCGAUGUCGCGAACCUCCGCAGCAACAUGGCGUCUUGCUACAUGCAGAUGAAGCCCGAGGACUUCCACCAAGCGAUCAACGAGUGCAAUCUCGCCCUCGAGGUCUGCCCUAAUUACAGCAAAGCCCUGGUGAAGAGGGCCAAGUGCUUCGAAGCCCUGGACAGGUUGGAUUUGGCCAGCGAGGAUGUGGAUCUUGUUUUGAGUUUGGACCCGAACAACAUCGCUGCGUCGGAGAUCGCCGAGCGAGUGAAAAUGGAGAUCGAGGAGCAUGGCGUGAGGCUGGACAACUGGGAAGUUUCUCCACUUCCUGAAACUCCUGUGGAGAGACAGAAGCUGAAGAAGAAGAAGAAGAAGAGCCACAAAUCUGUGGAGAAGAUUGUGGUUGUGGAGGAGAAGCAUGUUGAAGUCAAAGAAGAGGCCAUGAAGACUGUGAAGCUGGUAUUUGGAGAAGACAUCAGAUACGCACAGGUUCCAGCGAAUUGCACCAUAUUGCAGUUGAGGGAGAUCAUUGCUAACAGGUUUCCGAAAUUGAAGGCUUUCCUCAUCAAGUUCAAAGAUCAAGAUGGUGACUUGGUGACGAUCACUACCUCCGAAGAGCUGAUGAGUGUAGAAGAAUCUGCAGGCUCACAAAGAUCUGUUAAGUUGUUCAUCAUCAAAGUUAGACCUGAGGAUGAUCCCUUGUUUGAGGAGGUUAAGAAGAAGGAAUCAUCUAAGAGAAGCUACUCCGGCGACAAAUCCCCCUCAGUUUGCGUCGACGACUGGAUCAUGCAAUUUGCUAUACUGUUCAAGAACCAUGUCGGCUGUGAUUCUGAUGAGUAUCUGAACCUUCAUGAGUUAGGAACUAAGGUUUACUCUGAGGCAAUGGAAGAAACCAUUACAAGUGAAGAGGCACAAGAGAUUUUUACACUUGCUGAGAAGAAAUUCCAGGAGAUGACAGCUUUAGCUUUGUUCAAUUGGGGAAAUGUGCAUAUGUCUCGGGCGAAGAAGAGGCUAUGCUCGUCGUCGGAAGAUGCUAGCAAGGAGUCGAUGCUAGCGAUGAUGAAAGCUUCUUAUGAAUGGGCUCAGGCUGAGUAUGUUAAAGCGGGAAACAAGUAUGAAGAAGCUUUGAAACUUAAGCCUGACUUCUAUGAAGCUCUUCUUGCACUUGGAUUCCAACAGUUUGAACUAGCAAAGCUUUCAUGGUGUUCUGCCAUAGGAAACAAGGCAGACGUAGAGGAUGAGCCUUCAACAGAUGCUGUCCUAAAACUAUUCAACCUUGCCGAAGAGAACAUUGAGAGGGGGACACGAAUGAGGGAAGAGAUGAAAGAACAAACAUUAGAGGAAGUGCCUAAACCUGAUGGGGAAAAGGUUAUGCUGCAAAAGAUGGGUUUGGAAGACUAUUUCAAAGAUCAGUCGACUCAUGAAACACCAGAACAAGAUUUGCAUAUGAAGUCUCAAAUAAAUACAUUGUGGGGAACUGUGCUUUACGAGCGAUCGGUUGUGGAAUUUAAAUUGGGCAUACCUCUUUGGGAGGAGUGUCUCAUGGCAGCAAUGGAGAAAUUUACUGUGGCAGGAGCUUCUCCAGCAGAUAUUGCUGUCAUGGUUAAAAAGCAUUGUGCCAAUGAAACUACUCAAGAAGAUCUGUGUUUCAAGAUUGAUGAAAUAGUUCAAACAUGGAAUGAGAUGUAUGAUGCAAAACGGUGGCUAAGUGGCGUUUCAUCUUUCAAACUUGAGCCUCUACUUCGAAGGCGAGUUUCCAAGUUGCACAACACAUUGGAGCACAUAUGAUGUAUAUAUUUCUGAAAAUGUUUUGCUUCCUGCUGUUCGCACUAUCAUAGGUCCUUUUUACUUCAUACAAUUGAAGUCUGAGAGAGUUUGACUGUAUCAUAUAUUUUUUUUAUACUAAAAUACAUAUCUAACAUUGUAUAACAAAGUCAUUAUUUCUCAAGCUUGAUCUUUAUUUGAAA
Messenger RNA from Zingiber officinale, 2532 nucleotides. Its product is annotated as protein PHOX1-like. Gene Ontology annotation, molecular function: protein binding. The transcript has 3 exons. NCBI's taxonomy places the organism in Eukaryota, Viridiplantae, Streptophyta, Magnoliopsida, Zingiberales, Zingiberaceae. The record is from RefSeq and is a predicted model, not a curated record. Bases 347 to 2353 code for a protein of 668 amino acids.